Molecule: messenger RNA, 4962 nt
Organism: Cyprinodon variegatus (sheepshead minnow)
Lineage: Eukaryota; Metazoa; Chordata; Actinopteri; Cyprinodontiformes; Cyprinodontidae
Product: nebulette-like
Exons: 40
Coding region: 637-4962 (1441 amino acids)
Biological process (GO): cardiac muscle thin filament assembly
Cellular component (GO): Z disc
Molecular function (GO): actin filament binding
Source: RefSeq, a predicted model, not a curated record
GCAAAUUGAUUACAGGUUUAUGGUUUAUUUAGCAUGCUGACCAACAGCUUAGACAGAAAUAUUUAUUUCUUAGCUUUUUGUUGGAUUUCCCUGUGUUAGCUGCAGUUCCUGUUGCAGGCGUUCUAAGGGCAGCCUGGUACAUUCCUUCCAAUAUACAGCCUUCCAUAUGAGCUCACCUUCAGCACUCAUCAAACACGCACACAGAGACUCUGAAGCCAUAACUGGAACUGUGUUUUAGACGAAGGGCACGGUGGCGAUAAGCUCUGAAGUGUGUGGCUAAAUGUAGAAGUCAGAGGUGAUAAGAGGUGGCUGAUGAGCCGACAUUCAACCAUCACAGCACACGGUCAAGAACAAGGCAGUUCUCUAACAGCCUGGAGGCGGUUAGAGCGAAACAAAGACACUGGAAGUUUCCUUUAAACUAAAAGGAUAUCAGCUUUUUUCUCUCUUGAAUAAGAAGUGGAAAAUCUUAGGAGUCCAAGGAGAGACCAGGAAAGCCAUUCAGUGCAUUACAAUACUGUAAACCACUGUUUGUUAUUGGAUAUAAAGUAGAGCUGAAACAUCCAGGAAGGAAGGCUGGAAGAGAGGAAGCCCCUGAAGGAUACGGAGACAAAACUACAGGUCAAAGAGGUGACCAGCAUGGAGGCAGAAAAUGAUUCGGCUGCUUUAUCGUCAGAUGGAGGGGUGGAAAAAAUGUUAACAGUGGAGGAAAAGAGAGAGGAGUUUCUCCAAGAGACGAUGGAGACGUCUGUGACAACAGUUCUUCAUCAAACUGGAUUAGUGGAAGAGGGAAAUGAAGAAGAAACCAAAGAGGAUGGAAAUGAAGGAACGGAGGAUGGGAAGGAGGAAGAGGAGGAGGAAGAGGAGACUAAAACAAAAGAGUUUUUAGGACAUUGGGAGGCUGAGGCCUCCACAGAUGAAAAGCCUCCACUGCCUGAUCCAGCCUUUAACAGAAGAUGCAGUUUGAUCCUCAGUGAUGUCAGGUAUAAGGAGGACUUUGAGAAGAUGAAGGGUCAGAGUCGGUUUGUGCCUGGAGCUGAGCUCAUCCACUCCAAGAACAUCAGCGCUGUGAUCUCUGAGUCGAAGUACAAGGAGGAGGGGAAGAAGGAGGCGUCAAUGUCUCUGUUCUCCAUCCUGCCUGAAACUCCACAGACGCAGCACGCUAAAGAAGCUUCAGAGCUGCAGAGCGAGAACAAGUACAAAGAAGAAGGGAAGAAGGAAAUGAGCAGCAGUUUUUACUCUCUGCUUCCUGAAACCACAGAGAUGCAGCUGGCCAGGAGCGUCCAUGAGUUCCAGAGCGAGAAAAAGUACAAAGAAGAUGGGAAAAGGAAGGCCUCCAUCUCCCUGUACUCACAGCUUCCAGACACCCCAGAAAUCCAGCAUGCCCUGGAGGUGUCCCAGCUGCAGAGUGAGGUGAAUUAUCGCACCAAGCUGACGGGUAGAGGAGCUCCUUCCUCUCUGUACUCCCAGCUGCCUGACACCACAGAGAUCCAGUUUGCCAGAGAGAUGACAGAGCUCCACAGUGAGAGUAAAUAUAAGGAGGGCAGCAGGAAGAGCCUCUCUCAGAGUUUUUACUCUCAGCUACCAGAAACAGCAGAGACCCAGUUUGCUAAAAGUGUUGCUGAGCUGCAGAGUCAGAUGCGGUACAAGGAAUCAGGGAAGAAAGCUGUGAACUCGUGUCUGUACUCUCUGCUCCCAGAAACCAUAGAAACGGCUCGGGCAAAGGAAGUAUCUGAGCUCUGCAGUGAGCGGAAGUAUAAAGAAGAAGGUUUGAAGGACAUGAGCAUCAACCUGUACUCUGUCCUGCCAGAGACCAUUGAAACUCAACACGCUAAGGAGGCGUCCAGCCUGCAGAGCGAGGUGAAAUACAAGGAAGGUGUGAAGGAGGAGAUUCAGAGCAGUUUGUACCAUCGGCUGCCUGAGACCACGGAGACACAGCUGGCCAAACAUCUGUCAGAGCUGCAGAGUGAUGUAAAGUAUAAAGAAGCAGGAAGGAAGCAGGCAAACAGCUGCCUUUAUUCUCUGCUGCCUGUAACUCUGGAAACACAACAUGCCAAAGAGUCUGCAGAGCUGCUGAGUGAGGUAAAAUACAAGGAGGGUGGGAAAAAGGAGCUGUCCAGCAGCCUUUACUCCACCAUGCCUGAAACAGCAGAAACCAGCUUUGCCAGAGAGGUCAGCGACCUGCUGAGCGAGGUUAAAUAUAAAGAGAACGGGAUGAGGAGCACUGCUCAGAGUCUCUACAGUCAGCUGCCAGAAACCGCUGAGAUGAAGUUUGCUAAAGAUGUCGCUGAGCUGCAGAGCGAGAUGAAAUACAGACAGGGGAAAAAGGACGUUUCUCGCUCCCUGUAUUCCACUCUGCCUGAGACGCUGGAAACGCUGCAUGCUAAGGAGACGUCCGACCUGACCAGUGAGCGAAAGUACAGGGAAGCUCUGAAGAAAGAUCUUUCCUCCAGCCUCUUCCAUCAACUGCCAGAGACGUUAGAGAUGCUCCACGCUAAGGAAGUCUCUGAGAUGCUUAGUGAGGUGAAAUAUAAAGAAGAUUGUAAGGAGAUGAACAUGAACAUCUACUCAGUGCUGCCUGAGACCAUGGACACUCGGCACGCUAAACAGGUGUCCGACCUGCAGAGUGAGGUGAAAUACAAGGAAGGUGUGAAGGAGACGAAUCAGAGCAGUUUGUACCAUCAGCUGCCUGAGACCACGGAGACACAGCUGGCCAAACAUCUGUCAGAGCUGCAAAGUGAUGUUAAAUAUAAGGAGGCUGGUAAGAAGGAGAUGAAGACCAACCUUUACUCCCAGCUCCCCAACACCAUAGAGAUACAGCGAGCCAAAGAAGCUGCAGAGCUGCUCAAUGAGAUCAAAUACAAAGAAAAUGGGAAGAAGGAAAUGUCCAGCUCGUUGUAUUCGACUCUGCCAGACACUUUAGAAACUAGCUUUGCCAGAGAGAUGACUGAGAUGCUGAGUGAGAACAAGUACAAAGAGGAAGGAAGGAGGAACCUGUCUCAGAGUUUUUACUCUCAACUUCCAGAAACAGCAGAGACUCAGUUUGCUAAAGCCGUCUCUGACCUGCAAAGUGAGAUGAAGUACAGAGAAGCAGGAAAGAAAGAAGCGAUGAACUCCCUGUACUCCUCUCUACCUGAGACCCUGGACACCUGUCAUGCUAAAGAGGCGUCCCAGCUGCAGAGCCAGCUGACAUACAAGCAGAAUCAGAAGAAAGACGCCUCCAGUCUCUACCACCUGAUGCCAGAAACCAUCAAUACUCAGUUUGUCCGACAGCAGAUGGAGAUGCUCAGUGAGGUCAAAUACAAAGAAGACGGGAAGAAAGAGAUGAGCAUGAACCUGUAUUCUCUGCUUCCUGCGACACUGGAGAGCCAGCAUGCUAAAGAGCUGAUGGAGAUGCAGAGCGAGGCGAAAUACAAAGAAGCUAGUAAGAAAGAGACUUCCACUCCUCUGUACCGCACCCUGCCAGAAACUCUGGAGACGCAACACGCCAAGGAGGCGUCAAAGCUGCAAAGCCAGCUGCUUUAUAAAGAAGGCUUGAAGAAGGAUCUGCAGUGUCCAGCUUACCACCAGCUUCCUGAUACUCUGGAGACCCAGUUUGCCCGAGAGGUCGCCCACAUCCAGAGCGAGAACAAGUACAAAGAGGAGGGGAAGAAGAUGUUGUCUCAGAGCGUUUACGCUCAGCUGCCAGAAACCAGCGAGACCAAGUUUGCUAAAGCCGUCUCUGAGCUGCAGAGUGAGACUAAAUACAAGAAGUCAGGGAGGCGAGAGGCCGGCAGCAGUUUGUUCUCAGUGAUGCCAGAAACCCUGGAGACCCAACAUGCCAAGCAGGUUUCUCAGAUCCAGAGCCAGGUGAAAUACAAAGAGGACCUUCAGAAGCAGCUGUCGUCCAGUUUGUUCUCCACCCUUCCUCAGACGCUGCAGACUGAACGGGCCAAAGAAGUCACAGAGCUCCAGAGUCAGGUGAAGUAUAAGGAGGGCUGUCAGAAGGAGGCGUCCUCCUCCCUGUACCACCUCCUUCCAGAGACGCCUGAGAUGCAUCUGGCCAAUCAGGUGUUGGACAUGCAGAGCGAGGUGAAGUACAAGAAAGAAAUGGAAGAUCUACCAAACACGCUUUACUCGCUGAUGCCUGAAACUCUGGAGACGCAGUUUGUCAAAGAAAUGGCGGAAAUUCACAGUGAGGUGAAGUACAAGCAGGAGGCGAAGGAGCAGACGUCUUCAUCGCUUUACUCCAAACUGCCGGAAACUCUGGAGACGAGACAUGCUAAAGAAGUGAUGGAGCUGCAGAGUGAAAAAAAAUACACAGAAGAAGGAAGGAAGGAGAUGAUGUGUCCUCUGUACUCCCAGCUUCCUGAAACUGCUGAGACACAGUUUGCACGAGAGGUGACAGAAAUCCUGAGCGAGAACAAAUAUAAGGAAAGUGGGAAGAAGAGCCAGACUGUUAGCGCUUACUCCCAGCUACCAGAAACCAGUGAAAUCCAGUUUGCCAAAGCUGUUUCAGAAAUUCAAAGCGAGGUCAAAUAUAAAGAAGCAGGACGAAAAGAAGCAUCCAGCUCUCUGUACUCAAAGCUCCCUGAAACUCUGGAGACUAAACACGCCAAGGAAGCUUCACAGCUGCAGAGUCAGGUGAACUACAAACAGCCAAUGAAUGGGUCUCUGUAUCAUCAUCUACCUGAGACCUCUGAGACGCGGCUGGCUAAGGAGCUGAGCGACGUUUGCAGUGAGGUGAAAUACAGAGAGGAGGGACAGAAGGAGAUCAGCAAGAACCUGUUCUCACACCUCCCAGAGACGGCAGAGACGCAGUUCGCCAAGGAGAUGUCAGAGAUCCAGAGCCAGGUUAAAUACAGGGAAGCAGGGAAGAAGGAGGCCAGCAGCUCUCUGUACCACCAACUGCCUGAAACUUUGGAGACGCGGCGUGUUAAAGAGGUUACUGAGCUGCAGAGCGAGAAAGAGUCGAGCCAGAACUAA